Fomitopsis serialis is the source of this 1667-nucleotide messenger RNA. Its product is annotated as alpha/beta-hydrolase. The coding region runs from base 298 to 1461 and encodes 387 amino acids. The record is from RefSeq and is a predicted model, not a curated record. NCBI's taxonomy places the organism in Eukaryota, Fungi, Basidiomycota, Agaricomycetes, Polyporales, Fomitopsidaceae. The transcript has 9 exons.
CGCGUAGGUAUGGGCGAGGCAGGGCUGUGCGCCGCGGAGUCGAGAUGCUUGUUGUCUGCGUAUGUUGCAGUCCGCCGAGUUGGCUGAGUGGCUGGACACACGUUAUCCGGAUUAUGUCAUCGUCACUGCCCAGCUUACUCCGUCGACGAGUCCGUCCGGCAUGUGGCAACUCGCUGCGUCCCUCACAUUAUAACCCGCCCUCACCGCUCCUCCCCUCCCCCACUCUUCCCUCCUCUUCACCGCCUCGCAAUCAUAACCUCUACACUUAGACUCGCAAGACUUCGGCUCCUAGUCAGCAUGGCUGCCACCACCUCUGGUACUCCCCCUGGCGUCUUGCCGCUGCCACCCGCUCGUGAUAUCCCAUCUACAUUCGUCGCUAGUAUGAAGAGCUGGUGGCAUGCCGGCGAGAAGGAGAGCGCAGCGGCGGAAGAGCGGUUACUCAGGAAACUGCCCUUCUUCCGGCCGGCCGGCUCGCCUCCACCAACGCCAGACGGCACAUACCAGGUGGUGGCAGAAAGCAAGCGUGUCGAACUUAACAACCCUAAGCACUACAUCAACACCCUCACCAUGACACCGACCUCCCGGCAACUGGUGCUACUUCACGGAUACGGAGCGGGACUUGGGUUCUUCUUCCAAAACUUCCUCGCUCUGGGCCAGUGGGCUAGUCGGCGUGGGACGUCUGUGUUCGCGCUCGACUGGCUAGGCAUGGGCCGCUCCGCCCGCGUUCCCUUCUCCAUCAAGGCAAAACGGGACGACAUUGACGGAAGGGUGAAUGAGGCGGAAGGCUUCUUCAUUGACUCGCUGGAGCAAUGGCGUGAGCGCAUGGGGCUCGAGCGCAUGACGCUAGUGGGGCACUCGCUCGGAGGCUACCUGAGCAUCAUCCUGCUAUCGCCUGCAGGUGUGCCGCGCGAUCCCGAGAGCACCGUAUAUGCGCGCGAGGUGACGGACGAGCAGACCACCGGGCAGCUGGAGCGGAUAAAGACGGGACAGGAGGAGGUGCAGAAGAAGGAGAGCCGGUCGCGGAGGUUACUCACUCCGUUCCAGGUCAUCCGCUCGUCCAUGUUCUGGGGACCGAUGCUUGUGGGUAAGUACUCCAGCCGGCGGUUCAUCGGCUUGAGUCAGGACGAACCCGGGCGAUGCACGACUACAUGUGAACCUCGUACUUGCGAAGGGAUCGGGCGAGUACUGCGUCUCACACCUGCUCGCUCCGGUGCCCACGCGAGGCGGCCACUGGUGGAUCGGAUACACGCGUUGGCUAUGCCGAUCACCUUCGUUUACGGUGAACACGACUGGAUGGACCCUGAGGGCGGCUCUGAGGCUAUUGAGAGACUGCGUCAGGCAGGCAAUGGCGACGGCAAGAUGUACAUCAUCCCUCAUGCAGGCCAUCAUGUGUAUCUGGACAAUCCGAAAGCCGUCAACGACCUGCUCGUUAAAGAGCUCGACCGUCCGUUGAAGGCAUGAUAACGACAUAUCACGAUUAUAGCCGCAGCGGACGCGGUGACAUUCACACACUUGGACGGAUGUUCCUCCUACCUACAAUCAUUUGCUGGGCUAUUUAAGUUUGUACUCUAGAUAUAGACUGGGCAAUUUCGCGGUCGAACGCACAUUCAUCCUGUUGUAGUAUGCUCUCCUAAUUGCAAUGUCUGUUACUUGGUCUACUGUACUGC